Messenger RNA from Auanema sp. JU1783, 678 nucleotides. The record is from the annotation of a GenBank genome assembly. NCBI's taxonomy places the organism in Eukaryota, Metazoa, Nematoda, Chromadorea, Rhabditida, Rhabditidae.
AUGACUGCCUUAGAUUGUCCGCCAAAUUAUUCAGGACUGAACUGUGAUUUGCCCAUAUGUAAUCAUCAAGGUUAUUUGGAUUUGGUUAACAAAGUUUGUGUUUGUUGGAACAAUUAUGCUCCGCCAUUCUGUCGUACAUGUUUGCCAGGUUACUGGGGAGCUGAAUGUAACUUAAAGAACAUUGUGCCAACAGAAGUAUCUGAUUUAAUGCAUUCAACCAUUGGAGACUCAAUAGUUAUCAUGAUUAUUAUAUGUCAUUUUAUAUGCGCUUGUUUAUUGGCUUAUUGGCUGUUCAAAGAUUGCUCAUUGCCCAAAGUGGAGCUCAGUGAUGAUCCACCAACCUAUGAAGAAGCAGUUAAUGGAAGUGAUGGAAGAUUACUAGCAGAAAGUCAAUUUCAUCAAAAAACAAAAUCCCAAUAUCUUUUUGGCUUUUUUCUUUUGUUUUUCAUUUCUUUAAGUACAGUCAUGUGUGUAGCAUUCUAUUUAUCGUAUUCAAAUAGAAAUGAUUUAGAAAUGCCAUCGUUCUUAGCUAGUGUACUUGUUGGAGUGAAGUAUGCUCUAUUCUCUUUCACCUCAACGUUUACAAUAGGAGUAAUAAUUCUAUUCUAUGUACAAUUCAUUCGAAUUUUGGAGAUAACCAAGACUAUAUGGAUUCCUCGAGUUCAUGGCGUUUCUUGA